CUAACACGUUUGAGAAACGGCAUCUCCCGCCUGACAGCUACAAGAUCCACCGGAUUACUUGGAAUCGCCGGUUGCCAACCGUAUACCAACAAACAACAAUUUACUUCUCCUUUCUCUCUCUGUCGCCCCUCCCUCUGCUAUUUCUGUUUUUUCUUUCUCUCUCUAAAACUCUCUCUCUGUAUUUCUUUUUUGGAGAUAUCUAUCUAGGGUUUCGUCAAUACCCGUCGACUUACCAAAAGGCAAAAAGGCUUAGCAAUCAUCAUCGUCAUAUGUGAGAAUUCCUACUUUUUAAGUUAAGGGUUAUAUAUUUCUGUUUAUUUGUAGGAAGAAUUGGAUUCUUGUAAUUUUGAUGCGAUUUUUAGAGAUUGGAUGAAAUCUUGGGUUUUUUUGGCUGGGUUUUAACGAAUUUGGCAGCUUGUAUAUAUGAAUUAUUGUUCUCAGUUGAUAUUUUUCUUUGGAUUACCAAGUUUCCGUAUUUGGCGAGUUUUUGAAAUCUGGUGAGGGUUUUGAGGAUUGGAUGUGAAAUUGUUUUUUUUUAUGUUGAUAUAAUUCUCAGUGAUUGUCUAAUAAGAAGUGACUGAAGGUUUGUACAAGUUUGAAUGCUGUUAUAUGCGAAUUGAUUUGGGUCGAUAAAGUUAGAGACUUGACAAUUAAUUGGCUUUUGAAGAUUGAAGUGACGGUGUAGAAGUUUGGUAUUUGAAGGAAACCGACAAAGAUUAAGGCUCAAGUGUAUCUGGUGUGUUGUGGAUUUGGUCAUCGUUUGAGAAACAGUUUUUAGUUUUGCUUCAUUUGGUUGACAAUUUUUGGCUGUUCGGGUUUUCUACUUGAGUCAGAAAUUGGUUGUCUGCAAACAGUGUUGAAGUUUGAUAGAGUUUGAACAGUCAUUUUCGAUCACAGGAUUAUUUGUAGAAAGUUUGUCUGGUUUAAGGUUUCUCUCGAGGAACAUAGUUUAUGUUGUGGAAAAAGAAUAUGGCUGCAGGUACUGAUUUCUCGCCUCCAUUCGGUAUAUCAGAAGGCCGUUACAAUAACGAAAAUGCCUCCAAUGUGGAAGAUGAAAUUUCAGAGAAUUCAGAUAAUUUGAAGCAAAUGACAAGUAGGAAACCUCCACGGCACCUCUCGGUUGUACGCCAUUCUAUAAGUUCUGCUACGCUGGUUGCUGCCGCUAACUUGGACUUUGAUUUUGGGGCUUUUGGCAUCAAGUCGCCUUCAGAUGGAAAAUCAAGUUUUAUACCUGUGUUUCGAUCUGGAAGCUGUGCUGAGAAAGGACCUAAGCAAUACAUGGAGGAUGAGCACGUAUGCAUAGAUAAUCUUCUUGAACAUUUAGGUGCAGCUGCGGAUUUCCCUUCUUGUGGAGCUUUCUAUGGGGUGUUUGAUGGCCAUGGUGGUACAGAUGCAGCAUCAUUUAUCAGAAAGAACAUCCUUAAAUUUAUAGUUGAGGACUCCCAUUUUCCUGUUUGUGUGGAGAAGGCAAUUAAGAAUGCUUUUGUCAAAGCUGACCAUGCAUUUGCAGAUGAUACUUCUCUUGACAUCUCUUCUGGCACCACAGCUCUGACUGGUUUUGUUUUUGGAAGAAAAAUGCUAAUUGCCAAUGCCGGGGAUUGUCGGGCUGUGUUGGGGAAACGAGGUAGAGCAGUUGAGCUGUCCAAAGAUCACAAACCCAAUUGCACAUCCGAAAAACUAAGAAUAGAACAACUUGGUGGAGCCGUAUAUGAUGGCUACCUCAAUGGCCAAUUAUCUGUGUCACGUGCCCUUGGAGACUGGCACAUGAAGGGUCCUAAAGGUUCUGCCUGUCCUUUGAGUGCAGAGCCAGAGUUGCAGGAGACGCUAUUAACCGAGGAUGAUGAGUUCUUGAUAAUAGGGUGUGAUGGUCUCUGGGAUGUAAUGAGCAGCCAGGGUGCUGUGACAAUGGCAAGGAAGGAACUGAUGCUCCACAAUGACCCUGAAAGAUGCUCUAGAGAGCUGGUGAGGGAAGCACUCAAGCGCAAUACAUGUGAUAAUCUAACAGUUAUUGUGGUUUGUUUCUCUCCCGACCCUCCUCCCCGGAUAGAGGUGCCUCAAUCCCGAGUUAGGAGGAGUAUAUCAGCAGAAGGGCUGAAUCUUCUCAAGGGUGUACUGGACAGUAACUCGUGAGAGGAAAAGGUGAAAAAUGGCAUGUGCAAAAGGAUGAGCUUACCAUACCAUUCACGGGACAUUUUUUAUCCCAAGCUGCUGGUGCUGGUGCUGGUGCUGUUGCUUUCCUGUAGCCUCUUUUCUCAUUCUGGGGGAAUUUAAUGUAGGAUUCGUUUUUUGAAUUUAUUCCUGUACAUUUUAUAUAAGUUAUGUUGUAUCAACUGGAAGAAUUCAUUGUUUAAUUUUCCAGAUGCAUGGGGUCAUGUCCUCCCAUCCCCCGCUAUAGAAAUUCUAGAGGUGUGUUGUAAUUUUACUAUUGAAACAUUCGAAAUGAGUUAUUCAUUGCCUGCUUUAUCGUUGA
This is a messenger RNA of Cornus florida, 2470 nucleotides long. Its product is annotated as probable protein phosphatase 2C 27. The transcript is spliced from 4 exons. The coding region runs from base 952 to 2130 and encodes 392 amino acids. The record is from RefSeq and is a predicted model, not a curated record. Gene Ontology annotation, molecular function: protein serine/threonine phosphatase activity; cation binding. Lineage: Eukaryota; Viridiplantae; Streptophyta; Magnoliopsida; Cornales; Cornaceae. Gene Ontology annotation, biological process: protein dephosphorylation.